This is a messenger RNA of Staurois parvus, 303 nucleotides long. The record is from the annotation of a GenBank genome assembly. NCBI's taxonomy places the organism in Eukaryota, Metazoa, Chordata, Amphibia, Anura, Ranidae.
GCCCAGGUUUGUCACAUUGAGGAAGGGCACGGCGUUAGUGGAGGUUUACUUACCAACGCCAUCAUGUCACAGGGUCUUCUGACUAAACCUCAGAUGAGAGGCCUUCUGGCCAAGAGAUUGAGAUUCCACGUUAUUGGAGCCUUCAUCUUUUCCCUGAGUGUUGUAGCUCUGUACAAGUUUGGUGUGGCUGAGCCAAGGAAGAGGGCAUAUGCCAACUACUAUAAGAAUUAUGAUGUAGUGAAGGAGUUUGAAGCCAUGAGGGACGCUGGAGUAUUUCAGGGUGUGAGGCCCAAAGACGAAUGA